Molecule: messenger RNA, 867 nt
Organism: Struthio camelus australis
Lineage: Eukaryota; Metazoa; Chordata; Aves; Struthioniformes; Struthionidae
Source: RefSeq, a predicted model, not a curated record
AAACUGUGAAACGUUUGAUCAUUUUUGCAGAUAUGGAGCAAAAAUUCGUGCGCCGCAUGCCCUGGUGAUGACUUUUCUAUUCAAGAAUGGAAGUUUAAGAGAGAAAUUGAAAUCGAUUGCUCAGGCCACGUACACUCAUUCCCGGAACUUGGCGUUUUUUGUGUUCACCUACAAGGGACUGAUGGCGUUGCAGUCCCGACUACAGGGGAAAAAAAUUCCGUUUCAUUCUUUCUUUGCAGCCUGCAUUGGAGGUUGGCUAGUGUUUGGUGAGAACAACCCCAUCAAUAGCCAGAUUAUUAUGUACCUGCUGUCUCGUAUCCUGUUUGGCUUGUCCCGGUUGGCGGUGGAAAAGGGCUAUGUCCCACAGCCAAAGCAGGAUCCUUUCCCGCUUGUUGCUGCUCUAAUAUGGGGGACAGUUCUCUGGCUCUUUGAAUAUCACCGGCAAACUCUGCAACCUUCUCUGCAGUCCUCCAUGACUUACCUGUAUGAUGAUAGUAACGAAUGGCAUGACAUUUCUGACUUUCUCCUUUAUAACAAAAGGAGUACAAGCAAGUAGUUGGUUCGUUGUGAAACACCUUUGAAUGGGAUGGUACAUUGCAAGAGCUAAGGAAAAAGGUUAUUCUGGUGCUCUUUUCUGAUGGAACUUUUUAAAUUAAUCUCUAUCGAGCAGAGUUGCCUCUUGGGUCUUGGCCAAAAUGUUCUGAUUAGUCUGAUCUCCUGUUGGCUCUGUUUAGAGCAAGCAAACAUCCCACAGAAACUUGUUGCAGUGCCUCAAUGGGAGUAAAACGCUUUAGGAAACUUCAGUUAAAAUAAGUCCUUUUUCUUUUUCCUUUUUUUUUUUUUUUUAAGGCCCUAUUUUUUCCCUUA